UUUUUUUUUUAUCUUUAUCUUAUUUACACGAGAAAAAUAUGCUAACAGAGGAAACAAUUGCACGAUUCAAAGCUUUUGAAAAGUACGACUUUGACAACGACGAGAGGUUCAAGGCGGGUAUCAACUCCCUCUUGAAUAACAAGUCAGAAGACCAAGACAAAUUGCUCAAAAAAGCCAAGUUGUUUUAUUAUACAAAGUUGAUUGAUCAUUUCGAAAUGCAAGAAUAUGAGGAUUGGAAAAAAGACCCCGUUGCCAUGGAGACCGUACCUGAAUCUGACUCUGAAAAACCAACAAGGUUCACGUUUCAGGAGCUUGUUGAUAUGAUUGAAAAAGGAAUUGAGAUUCCAGGCAUCAAACAAAUACCCAAUGUAUUGAAUGAAGGUACUCCAAGUGAGGCAAAGAUGACAGCACGCCCAAAACCGUGGGAAAUCAAGAAGGAGCAACAACAAGAACAAGGAGAAGACAGAGCCUAAAAUAAAUGCAUACACACAUGCAUAUAGUGUACAUAUAUUUAUAUAGUCUUUCUGGUUUAUUAUGAAUGUACAUCAAGCGGUAUAAUAUAUAUAUAUAUAUAUAUAUAUAUAGUGUAUAAAUAAUGUGUAUAAGUUUACAUUGCCAUUUGAUGGUGAAAUGACUCUGGGUCAGGUGUGCCGGGAACAGAGACGGAAUACUUUG
Messenger RNA from Gilbertella persicaria, 675 nucleotides. RefSeq lists its product as uncharacterized. The record is from RefSeq and is a predicted model, not a curated record. The coding region runs from base 39 to 473 and encodes 144 amino acids. The transcript has 5 exons. NCBI's taxonomy places the organism in Eukaryota, Fungi, Mucoromycota, Mucoromycetes, Mucorales, Choanephoraceae.